Messenger RNA from Carica papaya (papaya), 1189 nucleotides. RefSeq names its product zinc finger (C3HC4-type RING finger) family protein. Gene Ontology annotation, biological process: ubiquitin-dependent protein catabolic process; protein ubiquitination. Gene Ontology annotation, cellular component: nucleus. NCBI's taxonomy places the organism in Eukaryota, Viridiplantae, Streptophyta, Magnoliopsida, Brassicales, Caricaceae. Gene Ontology annotation, molecular function: ubiquitin protein ligase activity; zinc ion binding. The record is from RefSeq and is a predicted model, not a curated record.
AUUUUACAUUUUUCAAAAACGAAAAUCAGAUUCCAAACCGGCCCUAAACAGCCGCUUUUUUCCUCUCUCUCGUGUUGUCCUAACCCCCAAACGCCUACCGCCACCAAUGGAGGAGGAUGCUGUGCACCAGAGAGGACCAGAUACCGGAAAAUUCGAAUACGGAUGCGAACACUACAAGAGACGAUGUAAGAUUCGAGCUCCUUGCUGUGAUCAGAUAUUUUCCUGCCGUCAUUGUCACAACGAGGCCACUAGCUUGCUAAGUAAUCCAAAAGAUCGACACGAAUUGGUCAGGCGUGACGUUAAGCAAGUUAUUUGUUCCUUCUGUGACACUGAGCAGGAGGUUGCUCAAUCUUGUUCUAACUGUGGUGUCAAGAUGGGAGAAUAUUUUUGCAACAUUUAAUUUUUUGAUGACGAUACAUCAAAGGGGCAGUUCCAUUGUGAUGAAUGCGGGAUUUGUAGGGUUGGUGGUCGUGACAAGUUUUUUCAUUGCAAGAAGUGUGGAUCUUGUUAUGUGGUGAGUCUGCAAAAUAAUCACUUGUGCGUGGAGAACUCCAUGAAGAAUUACUGCCCUGUUUGUUAUGAGUAUCUGUUCGAUUCCAUCAAAGGCACACAAGUUAUGAAGUGUGGGCAUACAAUGCAUAUGGAUUGCUUCAAAGAAAUGCUCAGACAAAACCAAUAUCGCUGCCCAUUAUGUUCGAAGACAAUGCUUGACAUGUCCGAACACUGGAACGUGUUAGAUAUGGAGAUUGAAGCUACAAAGAUGCCCGAGGAGUACAAGUAUGAGGUUUCAAUCCUAUGCAAUGAUUGCAUCAAAUCGAGCCAAGUUAUGUUCCACAUUCUUGGCCUCAAGUGCAAAUAUUGCAAUUCCUAUAACACCCGCAGGAUUUCACAGCCAGACGAAUCCAAUUCUGGUUGAUUUGAGAAUUUUGCUUAGCAAUACACAGUAGCAGAUUUACAGUUGCAACAACUUCCAAGCAUGAAGUUUCUUCUGUUGACAGCAUUUGAGAUUCAUUCAAGUGUCUGUGCCGUUUUCAAGUUUAGCUUUACAAAUUUCCUUCUAUUACUAUAUCUUACAAUUUAGAAUUCUCUAAACUUGAUGCCUCGCAGGUGCAGCUCAAUGGAUUGCUUGAGCUCUUGUAGUUAACCUUCUAUGUGAUAAAAGGGUUGAAGAUGCAAUUCUCAGAGAAAA